AAAAACAAAUUUUGAAAAAAUGUAUAAACCGAAUUUUAUUAUAAUAAUUCUUUUUGUUGCCUUUUUUUGGGACUGCUUCUUGCCGAUGGCCUGGGCCAAACCAUACGCUUCAAACAGGCAACAGAAGCAGCAGCAGCAGUCCAUAAUGGAUCCAGAUGCCAUGUUCAACUAUGAUGAUUGUGAGCCACAGCAAGGUGGCCAAGAUUAUCUAGAUGCUGGUCUGAUUAGUGAUUAUAGUGGAUUGGAUAAGGAUAGUCGCUGUCAGCGCCAACCUUCGGAUGUGGCUGCCGCCGAUGCCUUAUUGGCAGCUGGAAAUGGUCAACAGAGUCUAAAGGCAACAAAUGAUCGCAAUGCUUUUGCUUCGUCACUAUUGGACAAUGACGAGUCGAUGAAUGAGAUUGAUUUUGGUUUCGAUGAUUCGGAAGAACAGGUAAUGGAUCGCUCUAAUGUCAAGCAGCAGGAAUAUCAGCCGAAACGAGCCCAACCGGCACAGUUACGUCGUGGCCUUGCAGGACGGCGGCAUCGUCAAAAUCAACAUCAAAAGAAGUAUGAGCUAAAUGAGAAUGAUUUCGGCAUGGAGGAUGAAAUGGAGGGCUUGGAUGAUCAGCCACAGUAAAUGGUCAAAAUCUGGCCAUAAGAAGAGUUUUGUUCUCAUCAUUUUUCAUCGAAAACCGUUUUAUAAGUUAUAUUUUUGAUACAAAUACAAAUGAGGAUAGAUACACUGCAAGAGGACAGGAAGUCCAGAAAUAGAUGACCAAUGGACAACGGUCAACAACAACAAAAGGACAACGUUAUUAUAAACAAGACAGAGAACGUCGGGGUCACCAAAAAUAUGAAAAUGCAGUUUUGGAAUUUAAAUGCCAUUUCCUUAAUUUUUAAAUACACCUCGAAUGGAAUGCAAAUAAUUGUGCACUUGAAUAAAAUAUAUUUACCUUUCUCACAA
This is a messenger RNA of Drosophila willistoni, 943 nucleotides long. RefSeq lists its product as uncharacterized. Bases 20 to 616 code for a protein of 198 amino acids. The transcript is spliced from 2 exons. The record is from RefSeq and is a predicted model, not a curated record. Lineage: Eukaryota; Metazoa; Arthropoda; Insecta; Diptera; Drosophilidae.